AUGGUUUCGACGUGGGCAUUGAGGCGGAUGACCAUGGGGAUAUCCUGUUGCUGGAGUUGGAUGGGCUCAAGGGUGCGAAAUGGGUGCAACUCAAAAGCCGCAGUCACACCAAGAAAUCCCCCAACGGCGUCGGCACCGGGUGCGGGCCACGAUGCGUCCUCCACGGGCACUGAUGUCGCGCAACGCAGCAAGGGCAAGGCUCGAAGUUCCAAUCGGAUGGACGCUGGCAUUGCCCCAGCUCCUCAAACAUUGAAAAGCGAUGUUGAUGAGCCCAUGGCCGUAGACAUUGUCAAAGACAUCCGAUCGGUCCCUGGUGAGAAAAAGGGCGGUGCAGAACGACCACAGGCAGGGGGGGAAGAUUCUGGGGAGCCAACCCCCAAGGAACGACGACACGCAGCGAAACGAAAAACGCGCGGCUCUGUGGCAGCGAAGGUGGCAAACGCGGAGGCGAACAACGGUGAUUCAGAGAACAAUUCGUCCACCGAACCUCCUGCCCUGGCAGGAUCGAGGGCAUCAGCGGCCGGUGCUAUAAGCGAUCGAGGUACCACAACCUCAGAUCCUAAGCGCACAUCAAAGCGUUCCCACAAGACCGAAGAAUAUGUCGCACCCGAAGAGCACUUUACGCCAUUUCCCGGAGCCGACCACGCGUUCCCAUGCGUGACGAUACCCCGCCCAACCGGCAACGACACCCCUGACUGGCGAUGCGGCCUUUGCCGCACCCAAGACUCUGAAUGCAUCUUCUUUCCCCUUGUGAAUAGCACCUGUGAGGUAUGCAAAACCGCCGGCAAGAAGUGCGACCUUGGAGACAUGUCGGCACAGUCCUCGGGCUUCCUAGCUGGCUACUGCGCUUUCCGUGCUGGGGUGCAGCUGGCAAAUCCCCACAUAUACCCGAAUCCAGUCAUCCGGUCAGCCGUUUGGUCGCUCGAAGUAGAUUCCGCGAAGGUGCCGACCUGGUUCAAAACUUGGCGCCGGGUGCAGCUCCCGACAGGAACAGAUCGCGCAGCCAAGCGUAGGGAGGCUUUGCUGCAUCGUGAAGCCGCCUCGCUGCACAGAAACGAUGUUGCGCCUAUUGAAGACCUUGGCGAAGCAGCGGUUGGACUGCUCAACUAUCUGGGUGAUCCACCUGCCCUGGAAGACUCUGAGUUUCGCAACGAUUCCGGUGAAGAAGAAGAGUCCGACGACGAACCAAUCUUCCUUCAACCGCCUGCGAAAAAAUCUCGAACGCAAAAUCCGAGUGGGUCCGCAAAACCGCCCGCACACGCAGUUGCUUCCCGAAAUCAACCACCGCCUCCGCCCCAUACCAUUGAAGAGCUACGCAGUCGGAUUGCGGUCAGGCCUCCAGCGAGCUCAGCAUCUGUGCCGCGUGCGAUGUAUGAUGCCCUUGUCCAUCGAGUUGAAGCCCUCGAGCGAGAAGUGGCACGGAUGCGAGGCAUGGAGGUGGAGGUUGCGAGGAUGCGUGGGCAGCUCGACGGCAUGCUCCAUCCUGUUGACUUCGGCCAAAGCCGUUCCUCCGGGUCACUGUGGCACGGCUCCCGCUCGCCGAGUCUUACACUAGGAACCUCCGCUGGUGAUCCUGUCGGCCACCCAGUCGGCCCCGGCUCGUUUUUCUCUACAGGCGGUCCCCGCGCGUCCCUCCUCAGUCGAGCGACGUCUCUACAAAACUCCCCGGUGGCGACUCCGCCGCAACUAUCGGCCGCCACUUCGCCUUCGCCUUCUGCACUCGGACUUCCGCCAUCGACGGCGACCACGGCAUCAAGAUCGGCCUCUGUGUCUUCCUCGCGCGAGCAGUCCAGUGGGCGCGGUGCUUCGCCAGCCUCGACCCGCAGUGGCGCCUAG
Epithele typhae is the source of this 1836-nucleotide messenger RNA. RefSeq lists its product as uncharacterized. NCBI's taxonomy places the organism in Eukaryota, Fungi, Basidiomycota, Agaricomycetes, Polyporales, Epitheliaceae. The record is from RefSeq and is a predicted model, not a curated record. Bases 1 to 1836 code for a protein of 611 amino acids. The transcript is spliced from 11 exons.